CGGCGCUGUAGAGGCGCAUGAGCUUACUAUCGUGGGGUUUUCAUUUGGCCGAAGAGUUAAUCGUGUCCUUAUGAAACAUCAUAUGUACCAUAUGAUUGCCAUCAUCAGACCCCAAGGAAGGACCACAUAACCUCAGGGACCAUGGAAACAGAAAACAACAUCACACCUGGUCAGAUCAGUGAGGAAGGUAUGUCGUGCAUGGCCUCCGUCAAAGGCCUGAAGGAGAACUGGCAGAAGUGGUCUGAUGGACAUCAGGAGUACCAGAAGCACAACCCUUUCAGCCACGAUGCCAAGCCCGCCACGGUGGUCCUUCAGAAGGGACAGGAGGGCUACGGGAGGCCCUGGGAGGGCUCCCUGACCGAACAACGUGGGAAGGAUGCUCACGUGCACAUCAGCCGGGAGGUUGAGGAGCUGUGUGAGGUGAUAAGGAACAUCGGAGAGACUCGGGACAAGGAUGGGAAUGGUGCCCACGAGAAAGUGACCACAGUGGAGUUCGGCAAACUGUUUGAGCACUAUGUGACUAUCUCUAAUAAAGUAGUGGGGAUUCUUCUACGAGCCAGGAAGCAGGGCCUGGUUAAUUUUGAGGGGGAGAUGCUGUGGCAGGGUCAGGAUGACCAUGCUGUCAUCACUUUGUUACAGUGA
Messenger RNA from Lampris incognitus (smalleye Pacific opah), 642 nucleotides. Its product is annotated as actin-binding Rho-activating protein-like. Bases 142 to 642 code for a protein of 166 amino acids. Lineage: Eukaryota; Metazoa; Chordata; Actinopteri; Lampriformes; Lampridae. The record is from RefSeq and is a predicted model, not a curated record. The transcript is spliced from 2 exons. Gene Ontology annotation, molecular function: actin binding. Gene Ontology annotation, biological process: positive regulation of Rho protein signal transduction.